AGUCUGAGUGUUAGCAUUUACUGGACACAACGAAGGAACAAAAAUAAAGAAAUGUACUUUAGGCUAAUAUUUAAGACUAUUUGUUCCCAAUAAUCCACAAUGGUCUCCCAUGUUAGGAGCCAAAAGCUGUUUUAAAUGGGACCCAAACACAAAUAGUAGCAUCGAAACAUCAGUGGUGGCGUUUGUAUCACAAUCCGCACCAAAUUAGAAUGAUGGAUAAUUAUGAAAAAAUAACACGUUCAUAAAAGUAGAAGUACUAAUUCAAGUGCUUCACUUGUGAAGUAAAUUUAGUACAAACUGACAUUUACAUAAGUACAAAUGUAAAUAUUGAGUUACAUACAGUGGGGCAAAAACCUAUUUACUCAGCCACCAAUUGUGCACUUACAAAGAGGAGAUUAGUGUACAGUUAAAGGAGUGAGGAAUGUAUGGUUCAAAUUCAUAAUAGAUUCUUUAUUUAAAAAAAAAACUGCAAAUGGACACAAUCGCACUGCAAAUUAGUCUUGUCUCGUUGAGGCUGCGGUCGAGGAGUCGAAGCAAACCAAAUGGAACGCAACCCCAUUCUUACAAAACAAUGACGUCAUCGACUCCCUCAAUCGCUUGCGUAAAGUCAAACCAGCUCACGCGGCAUCAUCGUGUACGGUACGGUGCAAAUUGCAAUUUCUGCAGUGUGUUUCUUUCACUCUCGCCGUUUAUGAAGCAUUGUGUCACGAGGAACUCGUUUUUCUCCUUCCUGACCAAAUCUUUCGCUAGCAUGUCUGACAAAAAGCGAAAAGCAACCUCUGCUGCUGCUGCUGCUGCUGCUGUUGUUGCUGAGCCCAGUGCCAAGCAGCAGAAGUUGAAUUCCACCAAGAAGGAGAAAGCAGCAGGCUGGCUGCAAGAUGUUGUCAAACAACACAGGUCCGACAAUAAAGACAUGAAAGUCAACAAGAAGCGUGUUCGAUUCAUAUCAGAGACGCAACAGACAAAGCAGGACUCGCAGGGGGUCCUCUACUGGAUGCUGAGGGACCACAGAGUACAAGAUAACUGGGCAUUAAUCCACGCCCAACGCCUUGCAUCGAAGAAUAACCUGCCUCUUCACGUCUGCUUCUGCUUGUUUGUCCCCAAAUCCGAGCUGUCCACCCUCCGACAUUACAGCUUCAUGCUGAAAGGUCUGGAAGAAGUUGAAAAGGAAUGCAAAUCUUUAGACAUCCAGUUCCAUUUGCUGCACGGCUGUGCAGGCAAAGUGCUGCCCGGCUUUGUAUCCGACCGCGGCUUCGGGGCGGUCGUGACGGACUUCUUGCCCCUCAGGGAGCCUCUGAAGUGGUUGGACGAUGUGAAAAAAAGUCUUCCAGAUGACGUUCCACUCAUCCAGGUUGAUGCCCACAACGUUGUUCCAUGCUGGGUUGCAUCUCCUAAACUGGAAUAUGCCGCAAGGACAAUCCGGGGAAAAAUUACAAAACUUUUACCAGAAUUCCUCACUGAUUUUCCUGUGGUUGAGAAGCACCCCUACACAGCGAAAAAGAAAGCCAACGCAGUAGAGUGGGUCAAAACCCUGGCCUCCCUGCAGGUUGACCGAACCGUGGCCGAGCCUGAGUGGGCCCAGCCGGGCACCAUGUCGGGAAUGGCCAUGUUGGAAUCUUUCAUCGAUGUUCGCCUAAAACUGUUUGGCACUCAACGUAAUGACCCCAAUGCCGCCGCGCUCAGCCAACUCUCCCCUUGGAUUCGCUUUGGACACCUGUCCGCCCAGCGCGUGGCCCUGCAAGUCCAGCACGGGGGGAAGAACGCCAGUCAGUCGGUAGCCCCCUUCAUCGAAGAGCUGGUGGUGCGCAGAGAGCUGACGGACAACUUCUGCUUUUACAACGACAAAUACGACAGCGUGGAGGGCGCUUAUGAAUGGGCUCAAAAGACCUUGAAAGAGCAUGCCAAGGACAAAAGACCUUAUCUGUACACCCGAGAGCAACUGGAGAAAGCAAAGACGCAUGAUAAGCUCUGGAAUGCGGCUCAGUAUCAGAUGGUCUCCGAGGGCAAGAUGCAUGGCUUCCUCAGGAUGUAUUGGGCCAAGAAGAUUCUCGAGUGGACUUCUUCACCAGAGGAGGCGCUCUCCAUCGCUCUCUACCUCAACGAUCGCUACGAGCUGGAUGGCCAAGACCCGAACGGAUUUGUGGGUUGUAUGUGGUCUAUUUGUGGCAUCCACGACCAAGGAUGGGCAGAGAGAGCUGUUUUCGGAAAGAUCCGUUACAUGAACUACAAGGGUUGCCUUCGUAAGUUUGAUGUUCCCAAGUUUGAGAAAAAAUACUGUCCCAAAGGUAUUUGAGAGCCCUCGAAAGCUUGUAGAAACCUGCAGAAGGCUUAUUUGAAGCUGCGUGUUCGCCGUUUGUUGGUGAUUACUGAGUUGUGAAAUGCAGCUGAAAACUGUUGGUGCUGUUGUUUCAUACAAAUUUUCAUUUACUAUAACUGGAGUAUAUAUAUUUACUUUGUGUUUACAUAAAAAAACUUUGUAUUUUGAGAGCAAUAUACAUACAGUCCUUAAUGUUCAUUUCUUAGCAGAAACUUUUUUUUAUUACCAGUGCUUAAAUGUUGGGUGGUGGUCUAAUAAAUUUCUUCAGGAGUGUGUA
Molecule: messenger RNA, 2594 nt
Organism: Syngnathoides biaculeatus (alligator pipefish)
Lineage: Eukaryota; Metazoa; Chordata; Actinopteri; Syngnathiformes; Syngnathidae
Gene: cpdp
Product: CPD photolyase
Exons: 10
Coding region: 473-2293 (606 amino acids)
Biological process (GO): photoreactive repair
Molecular function (GO): deoxyribodipyrimidine photo-lyase activity
Source: RefSeq, a predicted model, not a curated record